This is a messenger RNA of Equus caballus (horse), 2041 nucleotides long. It is a transcript of the gene STOML3, whose product is annotated as stomatin like 3. Gene Ontology annotation, cellular component: plasma membrane. Lineage: Eukaryota; Metazoa; Chordata; Mammalia; Perissodactyla; Equidae. The record is from RefSeq and is a predicted model, not a curated record.
AUGAAUUACUGUCAGUUUGUGGAACCGGUGGGUACCACCUUACUUAAGGAGAGAUUAAAUGAUGAUGAUGACAACACUAACCAGGAAGCUUUCUGGCUGCAAAAUGAAGGGUUGGCCUUGGUGAGCUCUGAAGUCCCAAAGUCCUUCUCCCAGCGUCAGCAGCACUGGGCCUCAGCUUCUGUGGAACAUUUAGUACCUAACAGAGCCUCGCUUGCAUUAAUGAUGCAAGGCCUUGAUGGGACCCCCGAGGAGCUCCUGCAGGUCAGGGCUUGGCCAGCCCUCUGGGUGGUUUCCUCACCCACACGACUGGAUGCCUGUUGUAAGAGCCCCAUCACUGACAGGCUGAUUCCUUCUCAUUUCCUAGGCAUCAACAGUAAACAGCUUGGUGUGUGUGGCUGGAUCCUGUUUUUCCUUUCUUUGCUGCUGAUGAUCAUUACCUUCCCUGUCUCCAUAUGGAUGUGCUUGAAGAUCAUUAAGGAGUAUGAACGUGCUGUUGUAUUCCGACUGGGACGCAUCCAAGCUGACAAAGCCAAAGGGCCAGGUUUGAUUCUGGUCCUACCCUGCAUAGAUGUGUUUGUCAAAGUUGACCUCCGAACUGUUACUUGCAACAUUCCUCCACAAGAGAUCCUCACCAGAGACUCUGUGACUACUCAAGUGGAUGGAGUCGUCUACUACAGAAUCUAUAGUGCUGUCUCGGCCGUGGCUAAUGUCAACGAUGUCCACCAAGCCACGUUUCUGCUGGCUCAGACCACUCUGAGAAACGUCUUGGGGACGCAGACCUUGUCCCAAAUCUUAGCUGGCAGAGAAGAGAUCGCCCAUAGCAUUCAGACCAUACUUGAUGAUGCCACCGAGCUGUGGGGGAUCCGGGUGGCCCGAGUGGAAAUCAAAGAUGUCCGGAUUCCUGUACAGCUGCAGAGGUCCAUGGCGGCCGAGGCCGAGGCCACCCGGGAAGCCAGGGCCAGGGUCCUUGCAGCAGAAGGAGAAAUGAAUGCUUCCAAAUCUCUGAAGUCAGCCUCCAUGGUGCUGGCCGAGUCCCCCAUAGCCCUCCAGCUGCGUUACCUGCAAACCUUAACCACCGUAGCCACUGAGAAGAACUCCACCAUCGUGUUUCCUCUGCCCAUGAAUAUACUAGAGGGCAUCGGCGGUGUCAGCUAUGAGAGUCCCCAGAAAGCUCCCCCCAGAGCCUGAGGCCUCCUGAGGUAGCCAGGCAUCACUUAGGGAGUCUUUGCUGUGCAGCACCCAGCAGUUGGAAGUGUUGAGGGUUUCAGCACUAUUCAAGCAGAGUAACUCCGCAGCGGGAAUAGCAUUAGCAGGGAAAUGCUAUAGAGGCUGAUAAAAAAGUAAAGCAAAGAUGAGAGCUGUGUAUUACUUUUGUUUUUAAGAACACUGACAACUUUGCAUUAUUCUUAUGAUAGUUAGUAAUUGUCCCUGACUUAUAGCGGGAACUUUCUUGCUGUAGGGGGAGGAAAUCUUUGGGUGACUGUGACUAAGAUUUCAGAAUUACUUUUUAACAGUUUUGAGAAGCUCUGUAGACGAUUUGUAAAGUAACAUAAGUCUCAUAUUUAUGCUAAAUAUUUGCUUUAUAAUUCCAAACUAAUUAUUUGCUAAAUCUCCAAUAAUUACAAGAAAACCCCACAAUGCUUAAAAUCAUGAUUGAUUUUGAUGUUGAAGGCUAAAGAGGUGCUGAGGCUUCCAGGUGCAGACUUAGCACCAACCCCGGGGGCCGGUUGCACUUGCACUCCUGCUGUGCUGCGCCUGCCAGGCUGCGCCUGCUGGGCGUGGUGGCCAGUUCUCAGCCUCCCGCCCCUCAGUCAGGGGGUGGGACCAGACACGGGGAGGCGGCCAGCCUCAGUCAGCUUACCUGCUUACAAGGGAGAAGGCUUGUUAAAGGUUGAAAUCAGUGGGGAACCUCAUUCUGUGGCUUGCUUGUUUUCACUCUACUUUUAGUCCCAAGAGCCAUAAGUAAUCAAGAAUUGUUUGUAAACUCUGUUCUCCCACUCCAAGAAAAACCCUGUUAAAAAUAAAGAAGCUGUAGAAUGUG